This is a messenger RNA of Maniola jurtina (meadow brown), 2799 nucleotides long. It is a transcript of the gene Naa15-16, whose product is annotated as N-alpha-acetyltransferase 15, NatA auxiliary subunit. Gene Ontology annotation, cellular component: NatA complex; cytoplasm. The coding region runs from base 112 to 2718 and encodes 868 amino acids. The transcript has 16 exons. Lineage: Eukaryota; Metazoa; Arthropoda; Insecta; Lepidoptera; Nymphalidae. Gene Ontology annotation, molecular function: protein-N-terminal amino-acid acetyltransferase activity; protein binding. The record is from RefSeq and is a predicted model, not a curated record. Gene Ontology annotation, biological process: N-terminal peptidyl-methionine acetylation.
CUAACUAAACUCUCCUUCAUCGACUUCUCUGGUUUAUAGCCACGAGGUUUUUAGUAAUAUUUCAAUUUAUUAGUGAAUUAAUAAAAAGAUAACUCGUAUUCCUUAGAUAAAAUGCCACCGAGCAAUCCAUUGCCGCCAAAAGAGAAUGCUCUUUUCAAAAGAAUAUUGCGGUGUUACGAACAUAAACAAUACAAAAAUGGACUGAAAUUUGCUAAGCAGAUAUUAUCGAAUCCUAAAUUCGCCGAACAUGGAGAGACCCUGGCUAUGAAAGGUUUGACAUUAAAUUGUCUUGGUCGUAAAGAUGAAGCAUAUGAGUAUGUAAGAAGAGGUCUGCGCAAUGACCUGAAGUCUCCUGUGUGCUGGCAUGUUUACGGUCUCCUCCAGAGAUCCGAUAAGAAAUACGAUGAGGCAAUAAAAUGUUACCGCAAUGCAUUAAAAUGGGAAAAAGAGAAUAUACAAAUUCUUCGGGAUCUGUCCUUGCUCCAAAUUCAAAUGAGAGAUCUAGAAGGUUACAAAGACACUCGCUACCAGUUAUUCAUGUUACGACCAACACAAAGAGCAUCAUGGAUUGGCUUUGCCAUGAGCUAUCACCUUCUAGGUGACUAUGAAAUGGCAAACAGUAUAUUAGACGCCUUCCGAACCAACCAGAUGAAAGGUCCUUAUGACUAUGAACAUUCAGAGUUAUUAUUAUACCAGAAUAUGGUUUUAGCUGAGUCAGGACAGUACGAUAGAGCGUUACAACAUCUGCAAAAAUUCCAAAGUCAAAUUCUAGAUAAGUUAUCAAUUAAGGAAACCUCGGGCGAGUAUUAUUUGAAAUUGAAGAGGUUUAAAGAAGCGGAAGCAGUAUAUGAGGAUUUGCUCAAGCGGAAUCCGGAAAAUGUGAUGUAUUACCAGAAAUUAGUAGAAGCUAAACAGCUUAGUGAUCCGGACGAAAUUGUGGCCUUCUAUGAUGAAUAUAAAAAAGAGUAUCCCAAAGCAAUAGCGCCGCGGCGACUGCAACUGACGGAUGCGCGAGUGCCGUCGUUCGAGCGCCUCGCGGACGAGUACUUGAGGCAUGGACUGCAUAAAGGCAUCCCACCACUCUUUGUAGAUUUGAGGUCUUUAUACGCUGAUCAAAGUAAAGCAGACACAAUAGAAAAACUAAUACUACAGUAUAUGGAAAACUUAUCAAAAUCCGGUACAUUUAGUUCGAAACCUGACGAAGUGAAACAGCCAGCUAGCGCGUUACUAUGGGCGUAUUACUUUGCGGCACAACACUACGACUAUAAGAAAGACACAGACCGAGCCCUGCAUUAUAUAGAGGCUGCGAUAGAACAUACACCGACGUUGAUAGAACUGUUUAUUGUUAAAGGACGGAUAUAUAAGCAUGCCGGUGACCCAGUAUCGGCAUACAAAUGGUUAGAAGAAGCUCAAGCGAUGGACACUGCUGAUCGAUACGUAAAUAGCAAAUGCGCGCGUUACAUGUUACGCGCGGGGCACGUCAAACGAGCCGAGGAGAUGUGCUCUAAGUUUACUAGAGAAGGAGUGCCAGCAACAGAAAACUUGAACGAAAUGCAAUGCAUGUGGUUCCAAACGGAGGCGGCGGCCGCUUACCAACGCUUACAGCAGUGGGGAGAGGCUCUCAAAAAGGCACACGAAGUCGAUAGGCAUUUCUCAGAAAUAAUGGAGGACCAAUUCGACUUCCAUUCGUACUGCAUGCGAAAAAUGACGCUACGCUCCUACGUUGGCUUACUUCGGUUAGAGGACGUUUUACGCUCACAUCCGUUCUACUUCCGCUGCGCGCGCGUCGCGAUACAAGUGUACCUGCGGCUCUACGCGCAUCCCUUGCAAGACGUCCCACAGACUACAGAACCAGACACAGAGAAUCUCGCGCCAUCAGAACUGAAGAAACUCAGAAACAAACAGAGGAAAGCGAAACGCAAAGCCGAACAGGAAAGUGCGCUGGCAGCACAAGUUCAGGUAAAAUCAAAAGUCAAACGCGAACAGCAUCACAAAGCGAGACAGCAACAAGAGCAGGGCGACCCGGAAGCGCCACAGCUCGACGAGCUGAUCCCGGACAAACUUGCACGGGCGGAAGACCCGUUAGAGCAAGCACUAAAGUUCCUGCAACCGCUGCGGACGCUCGCCGCGGAUAGAAUAGACACACAUCUAAUGGCCUUCGAAAUAUACUUUAGGAAAGAAAAACCACUACUGAUGCUGCAGAGCAUAAAACGGGCGUGGAGGUUAGACAGUUCACACUCACACCUGCACGACUGCCUGCUACGCUUCCGCAGUUGGCUGGAUGACAAGCAAGCCGGCUUGCCGCCCAGCGUCGCUGUGGUCAUAGAGACUGAAAUGCGUCCGAUGUUCCAAGGGCGCUCAGCUCAGGCGAUGGCGGAAGAGUACAUGAAAGAGUCAUCGGAGAGAUCUCAGCUCGCGGCGCUGUGGGGCGCGCGCGCGAUGCGGCGCCUGCAGCCCGCGCGGGCGCCUGAAGCGCUCAAACUCGCCACUCGCCUCGAUCUGCCGGAGCUCUCCAUACAGGGUUGCGUCGAAGUUUUAGAAAGUCUCAGAGACGGCGACUUCGGGCCCUGCGAGAAAGAGACGGAGGAAUACAUCGAAGCGUGUCGCGUCAGGUUUCCCUACGCGAAUGCGUUCAAACCCCCCGCGGAACUAGUGCCUGAGAACCUCGUCACUGAGGAAACCCCCCUACAGCCUAAGGAGAUAGCGGUCAACAACUGAAGCCCUGAACAUGCCCCCCUCCAUACAUUUUCAAUAAUGUACAGUGACGGGCAAACAACUUGAAAAAUGCGCGGUAUAAUG